ACCACGUCUAAAUACUUUUCGAUCUCGAGAAAGAAAUGGUCGAUGAAAAUAAACGGGAGCUCUCGUCCUUUUCGAGAGAGGGAGAAUCGCCUUGGACGUCUACGCUUGGUUUAGACGUUUCACGGGUUACCAACCGUGUGCGCGCGUGCACGCUCCGUCACUCCCGUUGGCACACGUACGUGCCUGAUGGAGAAAUAUGGCUUCGAGAGAGAGUAACCUUCCUGCACUGUACGCAGAGUUGAGUAAAUUGGGACAAAACGGAGAAUACGAGAGAGCUUUGAAAACCGCAAACAAGAUCCUGGGCAUCUCGCAAGAUGAAGAGGCAGCGUUCCAGUGCAAGAUCAUUUGCUACAUCCAGCUGUCCAAGUUCAACGAGGCGUUACAAGCUAUCGUUAAAAGCCCCAAAUUGGCAACCAAUCUGGAAUUCGAAAAGGGAUAUUGCCUCUAUCGAUUGAAUCGAGUUUCCGAAGCGUUAAAAGUGAUCGGAACCGUGCAGAGUCCUUCCUUGAGGAUGAAGGAGCUAAAGGCCCAGAUACUGUAUCGUCUGGAGAGAUACGAACAAUGUUUCGCGGUAUACAGGGAUAUUGUCAAGAAUUCGCACGACGAGUACGAGGAGGAGAGAGAAACGAAUCUCGCGGCCGUGCUUGGAAACUUGGCGACCGAGAGUUCGGACUUGGAGGUUCCUUCCUUGCGCGAGCACACGUACGAGCUGACGUAUAACGCGGCGUGCCGUUUACUCGCGCAAGGUAGCAGAGACGACAGAGCGAUCUUACUGGAAGCGGAGAGGAAACUGAGAACAGCCGAGAGGAUGUGCAAGGAGGGCUUGGAGGAGGACGGAGCAUCCGAGGAGGAGAUUGAGAAUGAAUUGGCCGUGAUUCGAGUACAGCUCGGCUACUGCCUGCAAUUGCAAGCCCGUGAAAAAGAAGCUCAAGCGUUGUACGCUGCUGCUCUGAAAGUCAAGCCGGAUGACAUUGCGUUGAUCGCCGUGGCUAGCAAUAAUCUGGUAUGCCUAAACAAGGAUCAGAAUGUUUUCGAUAGCAAAAAGAGAAUGAAGAGUGCCACUCACGAGAGCCUCGAGCACAAACUCACCUCCAGACAGAGGAGAAACAUUGCGUACAAUCAGUGCUUGUUGGCAUUUUAUACCGAUCAGGGCGAGCAAUGCCACCAACUGUGCGAUAAUCUUGCAAAGGAUCACGUUGCGCUCGCGGCAGAGGCAAUGUUCGUCAAGGCUAUACAACUUGGUAAGGAAGGUAAAGCGAAAGAGGCAGCGAGACUGUUGAUGGAGCACGCGAUAGGGGACAACGAGUUGCCUAUGAAAUUGGCUAGCGUACAAUUACUCUUGAGUCAGGACGAGAGGAAAGAGGCGAUCGCCAUUCUCGAGAACCUCAACGAGAGGGAUGGAUCUCUGCCUGGACUGGUCAGUGCGCUCGUGACGCUUCACAUGGCCGAUAACGAUCGUGAAAGAGCAUCGGUCGCUUUAAAAAAUGCAGUGGCUUACUACAAAAGGAACAAGGAAACGACGGAAAAUUUGGGAGAAUUGUGGCGACAAGCUGCCAACUUUUAUUUACGCGCCGGAGAGAUCAAGGUGGCAGCCGAUAUCUUGCAAGAAUUGGUCGAUGCCUCGCCGUCCGACACCAAGACCCUGGCUCAGUUGGUAGUCGCUUAUGUACAGUUUUGUCCUACUAAAGCGCAGUUGUUGUCGAAAAAAUUACCGCCGCUUCGCGAUCUCGCCGAAACUACCGAUGUCGACGCGUUGGAGAGUAGCAAUUGGGUUAUCGGCACCAAAGUAGUCAAGAAGAAGGUUGAACCUUCCCCUGGGAAACCGGUAUCGGACGUAAAGAUGCAAAAGAAGCACAAGAAACGUAAACGCAGAGGUAAGUUGCCAAAGAACUACGAUCCAAACGUUGCGCCGGAUCCAGAACGAUGGUUACCGAGACACGAACGUAGCGGGUUCCGUAAAAAGCGGGACAGGAGGAACAGAGAUACUAUGAAAGGAACGCAAGGGGCUGCUACAGGAGCCAGCGAUCUUUACGACAUCACUAAAAUGCCUGCAAACGCCAAGCCUUCCCCAAAUCCUCGUCACAGUCCCGCGGUGGAAACCUCUGGACCACGUCAGCAGCAACGCAAGGUCCAACAAAAGAAGAAGAAGAAGGGCAGCAAGUGGUAACGCGAUUGUUACCUCAUUCCAUUAAAUCCAUUCUUUUGAUACGCAUAUUAGAGAUGCACGUAGUUUGGAAAGAAGAAAAAAACGACUUUCUUACCCAGCGAUGCAAAGUAAGCGAUGUGAGGACAGUCGAAUCAGAUUUGCUACCGUGUAGCUGUGUCUUGUUGAGACACCAGAUGUAAUACUGCCAUUAUCGAAAGGAGAAUGAAAAAGAUGCUCUUGUAUCUCGAUUAUGCUUGCGUAUUAAGACCCGCGAUCUAUCUUAUAAAUUACUUUUUCUUUAUGUCCUUGUACAUAAACGCCGUUUGAAAAAAUUUGUAAAAGUCUUUGGCACUACGUGAGUACGGUAUAGACAAUUAUACACCAUAUGCAUG
Molecule: messenger RNA, 2538 nt
Organism: Ooceraea biroi (clonal raider ant)
Lineage: Eukaryota; Metazoa; Arthropoda; Insecta; Hymenoptera; Formicidae
Gene: Srp72
Product: signal recognition particle 72
Biological process (GO): SRP-dependent cotranslational protein targeting to membrane
Cellular component (GO): signal recognition particle, endoplasmic reticulum targeting
Molecular function (GO): 7S RNA binding; ribosome binding; protein binding
Source: RefSeq, a predicted model, not a curated record